Chrysoperla carnea is the source of this 1455-nucleotide messenger RNA. RefSeq lists its product as uncharacterized. Bases 571 to 858 code for a protein of 95 amino acids. The transcript is spliced from 2 exons. NCBI's taxonomy places the organism in Eukaryota, Metazoa, Arthropoda, Insecta, Neuroptera, Chrysopidae. The record is from RefSeq and is a predicted model, not a curated record.
UAUAAAAUAAUAAUUAUACUAUAUUUUAAUUGACAUAACAUCAAUCUAUCAGGGCUUCUUAAACUAUGGGUCGCGUAGCAAAAUUCUGGGGUCGUGAGAGCUUAGUGAAAUCUUAAUUUAAUGCUGAAAGCAAGAGUCAAGCGUAGUCAUAAAAUUAUUUCUUAUUAACUUAAAAUUUUUGAUACUGUCAUGAAAUCAUCUGUGAUAACUUUAUAUACAUCUUAAAAAAUACGAAUACGAUAAGUCGAGGAAAGAAUACAAUAUUGUUCAAUCAAUGGAUGAAGGAGAAUGUCAACAGAAUUCAGAUGAUGUAAAUGUGAGUCAGAAACAAAAUACAUCAUGUAAUGAUGAAGCUGGUGUUCAAACUGAAUCACUAUACUUCUAUCAAAGUGAAGGCUUUGGUAGCUUAGAUGUCCAUUUUAAUUCAAGUUCAAGUCUAGAUGACGAUAGUUUAGAUGACAUUCAAAUGGAAGAUAUGAGUGCAGCUAGUACAUCAGCAUCAGAUGAAAAUGUUGAAUGUAAAUAUCAGUUAUUAAUCGAUAAAAAUUAUGAAAAGAAAAUACAAUCGAUAUGUUAUCAACUUUAGAGGAUGCUCAACUAUUCAUUCCAAUUAAACGACGCAAACGAAAAAUACCAACUGAUGAGAAGACGACUACUCAACAAGUUAUGCAAGUACAAGUACAAGAACAACAAACACAAUCAGAAAACAUAGAAUUAUUAAGAAUUGAACAAAAUACAAAUAAUGUUAAUCGAAAUGACAAUGAAAAUAUUAAAGAAUGUGAGAAUAAUCAGGAACAAACUACAAUGGAAAGUAAAAACACAACAACAUUAGAACAACAUGACGAUGAGCGUUGUUGAUUGAAAGUAAUAUCAAAAAAAUUAAGAAUUAUUAUAAAAUUAAGUGAACAAAUUGGAAAUGAUUUAAAAGAAGUACAAUUUAAUUUGAAUGUAAAUGCUCCCUCGACUUCGGAAAAACAAAAUUAUUGGUAGAAUAACUUUUUUUGUUAGGGCGGAAGUGUUAUGGUCCCAUGACAUUCGUACUAUCACUCGGUACUCGGUAGUAAAUCGCCCUGUAGUAGUUUAUAAAUCAGUAUGUUAUGUUGUUCUCGUGUAUUUUGUAUAAAUUGCAGUUUCACAUAAAACACACAAUAUUUUAUUAUAUUCAGCUUUCUAGUCUUAAAACUUGUGGCAUUUACACGUGUCACUUGUUUUCAUGGUCAAAUUUGAAUACACGAGGAUGAUUGUCGACAGACGCGAUUGAAAUAUUGCUUCCCUUCAGCCGCGUAUAUAAGUCAUAGUUUUCUGACUCUUGGGGAAUUCGUUAGUUGCAUUUGAAGAGAUCCGUUCGUUUUGCGGAUCUAUUAGUUAAUUAAUUCAUAUUCGGUUUUCGAUUCAAAUAUUUUAAAACAUCAUUUCUUGUAAAUACUUCAUAAAAUAAAGAGCAUUUGUACAAUA